CCCAAUAAAAAUGUGCCACGUGUUCCUACUCCCUCUCUCUUCUUAAAGAAAACCCCCAAAAAUUCUCCAUCUCUUGUUCUUCUUUCCUCCAACGAGCAAAAAGCAAACCCAUCCAAUCAGAGGAAGGAAUGAAUGGAUCUCCUCUCCUGCCCGCCUCUUCAUUCAUCUGGACCGAGCCCCAGGCUGAUUUUGGAUGAGGAUGGUGAGGGCUCACCGGAGAAAGGAGCGUCGGCGGCUUCAACUGCCGCCGGCGAUAAGGUAGUCGGCGACUUCAACUGCCGCCGGCGAUAAGGUAGUCGGC
Messenger RNA from Linum tenue, 301 nucleotides. The record is from the annotation of a GenBank genome assembly. Lineage: Eukaryota; Viridiplantae; Streptophyta; Magnoliopsida; Malpighiales; Linaceae.